AUGCCAAAAACAACAAAUUUUCUUUCAAUUAUUUUUAUUUUAUUUAAUUUUGUUUUUACUCCAAUAUUUUCCUUUAAAUAUCCUGAAUUAAUUGAAUCUUUAAAUAAAAAAUUAGAACCUUGUAAUGAUUUUUAUAAAUAUGUUUGUGAUGGAUUUGAUAGGAAAAAUAUACCACGUACUGACUGUUCAGAAAUAAGUACAACAGCCUCUAGACGUCAACAAACACAAAAAAUAUUGGAAGAUUUACUUGCCAACCCUCCACCUUCAGUCCCCAAUUUACCUCAAAAUUUAAUUCAAAAACUUUACGGAUUUCACAGUGCCUGUAUUCAAUCAUCAAAUAAAUUAACUCAAAGCAGCGAUGUUAUUCUUUCAAAAUUAAAUAUUUUAACACAAAAAGGAAAUAAUAACAAAAGAAUUUUCGAUACAGAUUGGGCUUUAAAAGCUUUCCCAAUUAAUGUUUUCUUUCAAUUAACACCUUUAUUUAAUACAAAUAAACCUAGAACUAAUUUAAUGAGAAAAUCAUUAGGUGUCCAACCAAAAUCAUUAAUUUCAAAUUAUCGAGAAAGAAAUAUAAAUAAAAGAGAAGAAUUAUUAGCCACUCGUUAUGGAAUGAUUAUCCAAAAUUUAUUGGAAGAUGAUGUUUGGUAUUCAUUAAAACAAAAAAUUCAACCCGUCUUGUUACCCUCAAAUAAUUUAUUUAAAGUAUAA
Meloidogyne enterolobii is the source of this 708-nucleotide messenger RNA. The record is from the annotation of a GenBank genome assembly. Lineage: Eukaryota; Metazoa; Nematoda; Chromadorea; Rhabditida; Meloidogynidae.